CCUAGAUCAAAAAAAAAUCAAUCCUUCGAAACUCAAAGUCGAUGAUAGAUACUAUUCAGUAUACUAUCGAUCAUUCCAUAGUAGUAUCGCUUACGCUUUCAGAAGUCUAGGAGUGGAGGUAGCUGAAGUGAGAUAUUUAGUUUCUGUUCCUUCUUCAAUUUGCAUCGCCACAAACUAAAAUCGAUUUUCCCAAGCGAAUCGUGGAAGUGUCACGUUUAUCUUUCUCUCGACUCCAGUGAACGUGGGAAGAUAUCCCGACAUAGGGUCUGUCUUUUACAAUUUAACAUCCCAGCUUUUGGCUCAUUGACCUCAGAUGAUGUUGAGCUUUCGGUUGGUUCUUUUGCAAUUUUCUACCCUAGCGGAUGGAAUAGGGUUUGGGACUCACUUUGGAGAUAUUCCUAUGUCGAACGAGAACCCUGAUGGUCACGGUAAUUUUAUGCCACAGAGAACCGCUGUUGCACCUUCUCCAAAUCUGGUUCCGGGCAAAGGAAACCAAAAGCCCAGUGGGCAAACCACUAUGAGCGAGGCAUCCACGGACAUCGAGGUAGGCGAUUCCGGAACAGGAGCAUCAGAUGCCAAUUUUUCAGAAGAUGACGAUUCUUGGAGCGGACCAGAACAACAAAAUACCGAGACCGCAGAUCAGGUGUUAGAAGCUUCGCCACCUACUGUAGCUCUUCAAGGCCAAGGAGAAGCAUCCUCGUCGCAACCAUUAUCGUCCACGAGCGUGCUGCAUCCAGCUGGAGACCCCCAAACUGCGGCUAAAACUCAGUCUCCGAUCAUUUUACAACAAGGUCCACAACAAGCAUUACAUCAACAAUCCUUGGCCGUUCCUCCGUUUAAAGAACAGAAUCCGCAGGCAGCCUAUUUUCAGGCUCCGUCUAGAGAACAGGAUUCGCAGGCAGCCUAUUUUCAGGAUUUCUCCGUUGAUGAUGAGCAUGAAGAGAUCGAAGAGUGGAUGAAGAAACAAGCUAAAGCUCAGGAUGAUACACUGGGAAGCAAGGUGUUUGAGAGCGCAUUUGAAUCAGUCUUGGCAAAGGCGAGUCCGAAAGCUCUGGCUGCUGCUGCUUCAGAAACGAUGAGCGUUGGCGCGAGGCUGAAAAAACAUCCACUAGAUGACCGGGUGAAACUCGCACACGACCGAACCUGGGUCCCAAAAAUUUUUCGGAAAUUCGGAGGCUACCCAUACUUAAGACUCUUCUUCUUGUGAUCAAUGAAUUUAACCACCUGUUCGUCGUUUUAUUGUGGUCGAUCCCGCAUCUAAUAUGUUGAUCAUGAUGUUGAUCGCACCACUUUAUUCAGAGAAUAUUACUUAUUUAUUUUCAUUCUGCGUUUCUCUUUCUUUCCGUAGUUCUAUUCAUUAUGAGCAUGAGAUUCCCAGAGCGAUGCAAACUAAUCGUGCCGGAUGAAAAUGAAUUGACUAUGCAGAGUAGAUUUAGCCGCGUAGGCGUACCUUUGCCUCGUUUGGACGGUCUCCUUCAUCGAAAUAGUAGCUUGAAGAGUUCCUUCCUAGUCCUAUCUCAUUAUACCUGAUCUAGAAUAUGAGUAAAAAGAAGCAGAAGCACUUCUAAGGAAUCGGACGCACCUGAAGAAAGUUGCGCGAGAAUUAGCGAACCUCCAGAAAAUCAAUCGCGAUACGGCCAAGAUUGAGAACAAGGAGAAGCUGCUACGCGCAAAGUACGCCUCGUACAGCGAACAAAUCAAAAGUAUGCUGAACAACGCCGGACGUCAUCUCUUUGAAGGUAAAAAGUCCACCUCCACUGGUGCAAAAAAAGACGGCUCUCAACAGGGCCAUCAAGAUCAAUCUGAGAGGAAGAGCUCGUCUACUGUCCUGGAUGCUAAGUAUAUUAAGCUCUUCAAAAGCAGCGCCGAUCUGGAGUCCAAGAUCUUGGCGCAGAAAAAGGUCGAAGAUUUGGUCCAAGAGCGCGAGGCCUUGUCGCUGGAGAAGCAAAAGUUAAGGCUCUCGAUAAGAAUUCAUAUUUUUUUUGCAAAAAUGAAUACUAAUUUUGAUUAUUGAGAAAAUUUAUUAAGAUGAUUUGAAGUACUCUCGCCUACAAAAAACUUUCUGGCAACUAUCCCGGCAACUAUCUCAAGCUUAAAACGCUAUUAAGACGAAGUAAUACCUAAACUGAUGCCGACUCUUUUUCUUUAGCACUUCUUCCGUCUAAAAAAAUUCCAUUAUUCUCUUUAAUUAUAUCAAAGUGUUUAUAUUUUAUUAUAAAUGUCAAGCUGUUAGUCAGAAUGAGAAAAGGAAAUUGCCUGUCGUGUAUGAGUAUCCAUGUGUUCUUUGAAAAUGAAAAAUCGCGAAAGACAUCGCUCCAAAACACGUCGCCAAGGAGCUCCGGGAUCUACAACAGCUGAGGGAGGAGCAAGUCGCUGCGGUGGCAGCUCGGGAGGAGGCGAUACGACCCAAGACGAUGGUAGUGGUUGGCAAACACUGGCCUAAUGCACCUGAUCUGUCAAAGGACAUCUUCUGGCGUGAGGCUUUUUACUCUGGACCUCCGCACUCAUCUACUGGGCAAGCAGCUGGACGAGCAGGGCCACAAUUGUUGUCUAGUCACGAAUCGGCUCAUUCACCCCUUUCGUCCAGCACCAGCGCCGUUUCUUCUAUGCUGGGUGGAGGUUCACUCCAUCUUCGCGUUGAUGGGGACUCAGAACUAGAGAGGUCAUGGGAGAUGACGAUCCAGCGGAUGACUCAACGACGUCGGGCAGAUGUCAUUGCAGCGUGUUCACGCAAGUGUCUAGCCUUGAGCAGCAGCGAAGAGGUCUACAAGAAACCUAUGCAAGGUGCCCAGGGAGAAGUGCUUGACCCGAGCCUAACGUCGUGCGACGUUGCCGUGGUGAAGUUUGCAGCGGAGAAGCCGCAGAAGACAUUCGCUCCUACGACCACGACAUCUCCCACGAGGACAAUGCAGGGUGAGGGAAAACUUUACAGCAUCGACGUACCGAUUGCCACGCUCUGUCUCUUAGGUAGCAGGAGGGGCGCGAUGAAGCAAGCAGGAAACGCUAGUGGCCCACAUGGGGACGGCAUUGGCGGGACAUCGAUCACAAGAACUUCGAAGACGUCUCAGGCAGGACACCAACUACAAACUACGCUUCGGUCUCUCCUAGAGAAAGCCGACUGCAUUUUUCGUCGCAAGAAAGACGGCGACGAAGGGCCAGCGUCUGACUUUUAUUUCCCAACUGUUGACGGAAUAGAUGCACUUCGUGACUUCACACCAGAGGUAGAUGCGCGGCAAUCACCUGCUUCGGCCAGCUCUCCUCGUCGAGGAGAAGAAGGAAAGGCGUCGGUAGAAGAGCCGGCUGGAUCUGAUCCCCCGUAUUGUCCGUGGUGGCAGAGUGCCUUCGAAAAAGGUGCUCAGGCAUCUGGUCAGUACCUAGUCUUGGAAAAGGUCGGCACCACAGCCACCUUAAAGCAAAUGUUAAUCAAGGACCCGCUCGAAGCUCUGUACUCCGCUCUGCGUUCACAAGUGUCGGAACUACGAAAGAUUUCCAAAGAAGAACGCGGACUACGCAUGCGGAUGCUUUUUCUCGACUCACGCUUGAAACGCUAUGAUUAUCGUUACGAAGAAGGGGGCCACUUCACGCAGCAACACCGAUUCAGGCUCGACUACGUCUCUCUGCUGCGGUUCUUCAAGCAGAUUAUGGUGGAGAUUACCGGAGUGGAGGCUGCCCAGAGAGCUAUGUGGUUAGGCGUGACAGAAAGCUUGAAAAAAAGGCGCGGGAAAGGGCAAACGAGAAACACGAACACGCAUCAGAAAAUCAAAAAAAUGGAAGAGGUGAUGCGACCGUCGAAAUUGAAGGCUAAGCAGGAUGAACAGGAAGCCGAGCAGGUGACAAUGGAACUACUCGAAAGCGAUGGCGGAGGUCAACAAGAUGCAACUCAAAGUGAUACGGAAUAUGACGGAGACGUAAAACAAGAUGGGUUCACGUCAAGUUCUCCUGAAGGAAAACAGGGCUCAACACCAUCACAGGCAAAACCAGGGCGACCUCUCGGGAGUGGGAACGGAAGUAAAAGAAUGACCGGCGGAUCCUCAUUCCUCGAGUCAGGCCACAAGACAUUUUUUUCUGGGAACGGAAUGCCAAUGUUCGAAGACGAGAGUAUCACGGGGACGAGGAGCACUCGGACGCUGAACAGCAGUGGUCAUGAAGAUGUUGAUUCAGAUGCGGCUGAGAGCCGAGCAUCGUUUCUGCAGUCGGGUCUUGAAGUGGGGGCGCUGGGGGCCGCGGGGCUCGCCGCUCUAAAUGGCGCUGCGAAUGCCGUGUCAGACGCCGCCACACGACACAUUUUACAGCCUGGAUCAGAUUCACGCUCAGGGUCUGAUGCGACGGCUGGCAAAAGGGGAGUGCCAAUGCCCAACGCCUGGUCGCACAGCGAUUAUGAAUGCAUACCACUACAACAGCUACCUUCCCUAAUUUCCAUGCUAUAUUUUCCCCAGAAUUCAUGACGAGCUUGCUGAUUCAUAAACUUCGGCAAUGGACACAGAUAUAUCUAUCAGAAGUCAAAUAUUUUUCGUAGAAGUAUCCAUUAGAUAUUAACUUCACUUCUUUUCAAUAAACAAUAUUUUGCUUCUUCGAAGAUGCAUUAAGGUGAAGCAUGACACGAGCACACACAGACAUGAGCAUGACCACCUGACGCGCCUCUCAGCUCAGGAUUUACAAGCUGGAUCUACAGGAGCUAACACUGCAGCUACUGCUUCUAGUGUACGUUAAUCAGUGACAGUGUCUAACUUUAAUUUAAAGUUAGUGUUAGACAUUGACAUGACGAUGACGUCGUACCCAAGGACUUCAAUAUAGCGAAGGAAUUCAAACUUAUUUUUAUUAUUAAUGAAUUGAGCCAGCCUUUUGAUGUUAAAGAUCUCGUCUACUUCUACGACAGUAUCAAAGCCAAUGGACUCUUCAAUUCAUUUUUUUGUGCCAAAUUAGAACUGCAUUUGUAUACCUCUCCUACAACAUGCUGUGCUCUUAGUAGAAGUAGAUGAGGAACUAGAAAUACAACUACUAUGUAUACAAGUAAUCUACAGGAGAUUCUGGACUGUUGUUGUUGUAGUUGUUGUGGAAAUCUUCAUACUGUCAUGGGACCGCUGAUGGGAAUCGGGAGCGGGUUAGAGUCUGAUUUUGCGAGCACGGAUGAAGCGAACAUGCCCCCUUUUUCGGACUGGAGCUUCCCAGGGCAAUGGUCACCGCAGUACAAGCACAGUCAACAAGUUCAACGGGAGUUGGCGGAGUGGCGUGCAGUCAACAGGGAGAUCGCGCGAUAUUAUCUGGAGGUGGAGAAAACGAUGUUCCAAGAUUCCUUAAAGACUACGCAACGCAUUCUACUUAAAGAUGAUACUGACAUGAAAUUUGUCAUGCAAAGCGGAGUAUGGCUGAAAAUGAUGCAGGAGGUGAUCAGCCUUCAAGAGGAGAGCAGUAAAAUCGCCGCCGAAUGGCGCAAGCUCGUCUUUCUCAGUGAGGAUCUCGCCUUCAAUCUCUUGAUGCUCGAGAGGAAGCGCUUCCCUCGCAUGGAAAACGUAGUCACGCAAGUGAGCGCGCAAGAGGUCCUUCAAGUAACGGGAAUAGAUGUAAAUGCGCACUCUACGGAACACAUCGACAAGGUACGAGACCGAGUGCAAUAUGUACGUCGUCCGAUGUUUCCUUUCCAGCGUCUUUCGAUGUUCGAAUUUAAUAGUCAGCUGCUAAGGUCGGGACCCGGGAGGAAAUUGCCAGGUCGAUCUCAGGAUCAGGGAGGACAACUCUCACUUAUUCUGAUCUUCGACACAGUUCCGGAGGCGUCUGACAGCUCUUCAUGCAAGGUACCUCACCGUGACUUAAGGCUCGUCUGUGGUCUGCCUGGUAUUCAUAAGAAAGUCAUUCAUAUCCCCCGCGAGAUUUCCAUUUAUUAGAUUCCUGCACGAUACAACUAAGUAGGUGAAGUGAUCGUUGUAUUCAUGGUAACGUGUCAUGAUUUGUUUGACUAAGUAUGUAUACCCAUAGUAUCUAUGUAUACAUAUUUGCAGAAGACCACCUGAUAUCCAUCUAUGUAUAAUAAAUUGAAUAUCAAGAUUCGUCACAGGGAGUUUAUAAGCGAGAUGGCUCAUAAUUGAAUUUGAUAAAAAGGAGGCAUUUGGUUUACUCAACACAAAGGUAAAACUAUUUCACGACUGUUCUCCUUUAAUUCAACUACAAGUACAAACCUCCUACAACCUUGGUCUAAUAUUUGAAUUAGAAUUACUACAGCGUGGUUCUCUUUUUCGGAGUGAUAUGCACGUUGAUGAACAACAUGCCCUCAAUAAAUACUGAAGUAAAAAAAUAAAUACCUCUUCUAAUUCAAUCUCGUCAAAUCUUUGGACCUGGCAUGCGAUGCGGAUCUUGGGCUCAGUUUGCUCAAGAGGCUGGUAUCGUCGGGGACGAAGUCACGAAUUAUGAACGUCAGCAGCAAAUUUUUACUGGCUUUUGUCUCACCAUGUGCCAGGAGGACCCUGAAUGUGCUGCCGUGCUUCUCUUUGCCGCUCCACUGUCCUCCUCGGCAUCACUCUCUACUGGAGCAGGAGGACCGUCAAAUGUUGGGCCGUGGAUCUGUCGCCUGGGUCGCUUCAGAAUUGUCCCGGUAUCAAAAUCAACCAUCACGGGCACUAGUAGCGAUGCUGAUCAAGGUCGUAGACAAGAAGAGGGUGAUUAUGUCAAAUAUGUGGAGAAAGUAAAAGAACUGACGGCGGAACAAGAAACAAUUGCUGCAAGAAAACUUGUCUACGACGGUCUGCCUUUUGGAGCCUACACAACAUCAUCUGCUGUGGACGGUCUUGGUGUGGAAUAUUUUUCCGAGGAACUACGUCAAGAUUCUGAAGGUCCUACUCGUCGUGCUGGCGACCCUGAUGACAACAAUCGGCUGUACUCCUUGUACAGAAAAAUCGACCCCGAACCCGAGGUGGGCGGUGAAGCGUCGAUGAUAGAGACGGUUGGAGCCAUGGCGACAAACUUCAAGAACAGUAUCGUGAACUUUCUCGAGGACGAUCGGGGAAAGCUUAGGUUAAGGCCAUUGAACUCCAAAAAUGGGCAUGAAAGAAAGAAGAUUUGCAUUUUUUGCAUCUAGUGAUUUUCAAUCUAGAAAAUGUAAAUGAAGAUGUGUCACAACUUCUACGAUGUCAAUGCACCACUGUUAAGUAGAUAGAAGACGGUCCGGUUCUGUUUCCUUUAUUAUGAGGAAGAUUGAUACAGCAACCACAACAGCUUUAAUUCGACGGACACAGGAGCGCGUUAUUGCGCUACAGCGUUCGCUUGAGGAGCGCGAAGCGCAGGUGCAGCGCCUCCUGAAAGCUUGCCAGGGGGAGAGGCUGGGAAGCACAGAUGGAGGUACUAUCUCUCUUAGAGUCUAAGUAAGUACAACAGCAUUCGAUAAGAGCGAUUGCAAUAAACUAAAAGUACUGCUGUAGAAAGUGCAAAUAUGCUCAAGGGCCCGCGAGCUGCCGACAUGGCCAACGUGCUUUUAAGAUUUUCUCCUUGGCUUCAACCUCUUGAUACCUUUGUGAUACAUAUGUGGGACGCCUUGUGUAUUCUCAACCCGCUGUUAACACUAACGAGUAGACUCUAUUGGUUUAGCUCUUCCGGUCAUCUGCCUCCGUGGCAGCUGCAACGCUAGCAAUUAUCUCCACUUUGGUUCUUAGGUCCGAAGUCAGAGUAUGUCCCAUACCUAAUCGUUGUUGCUACAACGCAUUUGAUCAACGUCCUUUCACAUACAGUGUCGGUGACUCCACUGGAAGAGCACCGGCUGCGGGAGCAGAGUAUAGGCAGUGAGAGACGCGUGAAUGACGAAGCGCUCCUCACGGCCAUACAGAAAUAUGGAGAAGAGCACGCCUUGGAUGUCCAGCAAGCGGAAAAGCUACAGCGCGAGCAAGAGAUCGUUCAGAAACUUCUGGAGACCAUUGACGAAGAAGUGCGAAAUACUCUGCGUGCUCAAGAUGUCACAGUCUUUACAUUCGAGCAGUUGGCUGGAGGGAAGUACGUGUAUACGUAUUUUACCUUGCAGGGUCAGGGCCGCACGCCGCAAGACGUUAUAGCCGGCACCUCCACAUCGAAGCCGGGGAUGCUGCGCAAUGUGCGUCGGGGAUUACAGUCUGUUAGGAGACUCUUGUCAGGAAAAACUGGAGCAAAACAUACGGAUUCCCAACCCGCGGCAUUGGGUAUUCCAACGCCGCAAGAAGCGGAGGAAGUGCUUGAAGCCCUCGGCAAUGGGCAGGUGUAUGCGGAAAUUUCUGCCAUGCCGGUGCGUCUCGAUCAUUUAUUCUCUGUGUUUUCUUCAGAAUUAGACCCAGUGGAGGUCCAUUAAGGACCCAUCUGGUGGAAUUUGGGGAGUUGAAGAUUCUUCACAUUUAAGGAUUACGCGUAUGCGGACCAUGUUAUCAUAUGUGUGUGAAGUAAGUGCCUAUAUAUGUACCAGGGAGGGAGGCCCCCCCGUGGUACAGGCAAGUGUAUAUAUUAUAAGUAGUCAAAAAAUUGACUACGAACAUCUACAUCUACUACAUCUUGCGAAUAAUUGCUAAGAUGUUGAGUCGUUUGUUAAUAUGUAUGAAAAUGAAAGUGUAUUCCUAAAAUGUGACUUGUAUGUUAUUGUAAUUGUAGGUCUACGUAGUAACUAACUAACUAACUCUAUUUGCUCGUUGGUUCAAAAAAUAGGCAAAAACUAAGACAGUGAGUAUUAUGUGGUCAGUAGGUAGUGGUAGAGUUGGGAAGUAGAAGUUCUUGAGCACUACCUAGUACUCUGCAAGAGUUAUUAAUAAUCCAUGUUGACGUAGAAAUCGAAGUAAGCAGUCAAUCGUAGUAACCAUGCAUUAUAAUUUUCUUGAUCUGGUGGAGGAAGACGAUUUUUUCCUGCCAAUCAACUCUUUUCUAAAACUUCGCACGCUUCAAUACAGAGGCGGGCUCAAACAGAGAGCGAGGACUCUUGUCAGGAGCGACGUUUGGCUAGCUUGCUAAUGCAUCUUGGAUUGAUAUAAAAACAAUACUUCCUACUUGAGACUCAUGGGAGCAAAACUCAAAAGCGGGGCAGUGAAUCAAAGACAAAGAGUUACUUACAUCUUCCUACAACUCAAAACCGUUUUUCGUAUGUCUGUUGAGACAACAUAACAAAAACAAGAACAAAAGGCAUCAAUCUCAUUUAGUGAAUACGACUGAUUAUGGAAUUACUAGAGAACUCGUCAAUGAUGUAUGGAGAGAGAUAUAGUUAAGCUCAUCAAGGUAUUUCAAAAAGUCGAUAUUUAUUAUCAAGAAGAUCGCAAUGGAACAAGUAUGAAUUGAGCAAUGGAACAAGUAUGAAUUUACUUUAUACCGACCCACUUACAUCUUUUCUAUUGAAAGAUGGCACUGCUACGCUUCUACACAAAAUGACUAGGUAAGAAAAUUGUUAUAGUCGUUUGAUAGUGGUGCGGUGUCUAGUGCGUAGUGCGACCCUGUAGCCUCUACCUCAGUAUAACAUUUUGUGGGCACGGGGACGGGCCUAGGGUUCUGUGUGUCCCUGGUAUAGCUUCCUACGUCUCAACAAGGCAACUCCAGAGGCUCCGCCAACCACGCUCGCUGCACACGGGCAGCAGCGGGGUCGGGCUUCCUGGAUGUACACGCUGGCCGUACUUUUCGUCUUCAUCUAAGUAGUGGAAGUAGGGACAGGGAGUCGAUCGACGAGAAGUGCUCAUCUUGGCGGAGCAGAGGAGUUUUUCUACAAACUACAGGCUUCUAACGGCAGUAGUGUAUGAAAUACAUGUGAAAGUGAGCAACAUGACGUGCUGCGCCUUCACAGUCGAAGUUGUCCUUGUCGUCUGAGCUGUCUGCGUCCCACGCUGUGAUAAAAGAUCAUUCGCGAGUGCUGCUCCUGUGACCCUCGACCAAAAAUUAAGCGGGCUCGCGAGCGCGAGGGAAAUCGGGUAGAACAUCAUACUUUGUUAGGCAGCAACCUCGUGCAUGUGAAAUAUCAGAUGAAUAUUAAGGUGUUGAAAAGCAAACUAGACAAAAGACGUCGCAUACGCAAGCAGCUUUGAGUUGUAUUUCCACAAAGCCAAGCAAUGCUCAAAUUCAACAUUUUGUAGCUACGAAAAAUCUUAAAGGAAAGUAAAAACACAAGAGGACAUUGAUUCGAGUAAUUAAAUGUAGUACUUACAACUAUGUGUCGUGUGAAGAAGCAUGUUAGUGUUAGUUAAUAAUGAAUAGGGUGACAACAGCGAUAUGAACAGAACAUAGCUUCUGUCGGCACCUCGCGUGAAGACUUAGCAAAGGCGCCCUAUCCUAUCCGAAAAAAAGAAAAAGGACGUAUGACAAUGGGAACAAAUAUUUCAUCGAUGUUGAGUAUGCGUAUUGAAUUUGCAGCCACGGAAAGAACAACUGACACAGUGUCAGUCGGAAACUAUGUACGGGAUAUUAACAUCAUAUUGACUAAAGGAAGAAAGACUGAAACGAUAGGCACAACAUCAAAUACAUGUCGAAGAAGUGCAGAUGAUCAUGUUGGUGAAUAAAGUAAGUAG
Molecule: messenger RNA, 10484 nt
Organism: Amoebophrya sp. A25
Lineage: Eukaryota; Dinophyceae; Syndiniales; Amoebophryaceae
Source: the annotation of a GenBank genome assembly